Messenger RNA from Naumovozyma dairenensis CBS 421, 3042 nucleotides. RefSeq names its product Rgc1p (gene RGC1). Bases 1 to 3042 code for a protein of 1013 amino acids. The record is from RefSeq and is a predicted model, not a curated record. The transcript has a single exon. NCBI's taxonomy places the organism in Eukaryota, Fungi, Ascomycota, Saccharomycetes, Saccharomycetales, Saccharomycetaceae.
AUGUCGGACUAUUUCAGCCUUCAGCCGUUUGCUUUUAAUAACAACAAUAUUUCUUUACACGAUGCAAACAGCCCAGGAUGCUAUUCCCCUGCAAGUAAAAAUGAAUUAUACCAUUCACCCACAACACGGCAAACGCCGAGAAAUGAUUUAGAAAAACAACUCAAUCAAGUAGCCUUCAAAACUGGAAAUGAGAAAGUCUUUGAAGAAGACAUUACAUCACCGUUCUAUGUAGAUGUUCCUAUCCCAAAUCAAGAAAAACCAUCCAGUAGAAAAGGAUCUGCAGUUGGCUUAGAAAAUGAAACUAAAGAUUACUUUGGCGAUUCACUUCAAGACGAAACCCAUUUUGUGAGAGAAUAUCCAACGGAUAUACUAAUAGACAGAUUUCAUAAGUGCAAGAAAAUAAUGAAAAGUUUGAUUCUCUACUUGAAAGAAGUAGCCUUUGCUCAAGAGCAAAUUUCCAGAAUCAACAUUCAAUUAAAAGGCUCAAUUAAAUUCCCGUUCUUGACAGACUUAGAAGAAGGGUCUAACAAAUUAGUUGAUCCCCUAUUGUUGACUUCUCCAAUAAAGAAGCCCCAACCAGUACCUCUGGUCCAACAGAGAAAAGAAAUAAAUAUAAGUACAAUACCGUCUCCUGCAGAAGACAAUUCCAUCCCUUUUGCAAAUGUCGCUAAUGCAGAGGAAACAUCAGCUUCGUCAGGGUUUUUGAAAUUUGGAUCUGGUUCCAUUCAGGAUAUUCAAGUCAUACUGAAGAAAUACCAUUUAUCUUUGGCUGCCCAACAAUUAAAAGUUUCAAACGACAUUACCACCACAUUGGUCCCUGAGUUGUCUGAAUUAAGAAAAGAACUCAAUAUUAAAUUGAAAGACAUUAAGGGUUUGCAUGGCGAUUUCAAAACAAAUAUGAACGACAUGUUAGCCAAAACAAAAUCUCUGUUAAAUAGGUAUAACACCGUAGUUGAAAUAAUGAAUUCAAAAGAAAGAGGUCACGAAACAUCAAAAGUGAAUAAAAAUACAAAAUUUGAACCAAAGUACGAUCCUUAUCUUCUGAAAUUGCAACUGGAUAUCCAACUAAGGAAACAGUUAGCUGAAGAGAAUUACUUAAAAGAAGCUUUCAUUAAUUUGCAAAGUUCAGGUAUGAAAUUAGAAAAAAUCAUAUACUCCAAAAUUCAAAGCGUAUUACAGAGAUACUCAAGCUUGAUUGAUUCAGAGGCCCGACUAAUGAUCCACAAUCUACGCCAAGAACUACAAAAGAGUAUAUUAUCAAGACCACCAGAAGUGGAAUGGGAUCAUUUCGUAUCUCACCAUCCAACAUGUCUUCUAGAUUGGAAGUCUAAUGAUCCAAUUCCAAAAAAGCGAGAUAUAUCAGAUAUUGUAUAUCCUAAUAUGAAAUCACCACUAGCAAAAUGUAUCAAAAUUGGCUUUCUUUAUUACCUGAUGGAAGCUAAAGAAAACUAUGAGAAAGCUUACUUUAUUCUAACAUCUAAUUAUCUUCAUAAAUUCAACAGAGAUGAUUUUUUUGGGAAGAACGACGAUUCUCACGAUGAAGUUCAAAAAUCUUGUAUUGCAGGCUUUGUUCCAAUAUUCAGUAUUUCUCUGAAUGAUUCAAAAGUUACCGAACUAACUGAUACUUGUUUCCAAAUAUCAGGUAAACUCACCAUCCCCAAACUGGGAUCCUUCACUGGUAGAGUAGAGGAGGGCCUUCAUUCUUCACCAGAGAAUAAUUGCGAUGGUCCUAAAAAAUCAUCGUCAAAGUCAACAUUUAAGAGGCUUUUGAAAAACACUAACGAGUCAAAGGAAGAUCCCAGUAAAGAUGAGCAAAAUAAGAAAUCUUCUGAAAUCAAAGUGCUAAAUAUAACUUUCAAGAUAAACGAAUCAGAUCAUUUAACCGAGGAUGAGAUCAAAGAAUUGAGCAAGUGGCAUAGGGAGAUAAAAGCCUUGGCAUCUUUCGAUUCUACAAGUGCACGGUCACAGUAUAUCCAAGCUAGACUUAACAAAAUGCAUUAUCGCUCAAAAGCAAGAACAAUCCAAAAAUCGCCAUCAAUGGAUGGUAAGGAAGUACUAGAUGACGAACUCUUUGAUGCCACUAACAACCCAUCAAAUUCUACAUAUACUUUUCCAGGUAGAAAUACUCCACGGUAUAUCGAACUUCCAGGUCAACCUAUCCCGUUGUUAUCUGACCAAAAAUUUAGUCCUCUGUCAAAAGUCAAUACGCCUGCUAUCGAUGAUGAUGGCAACUUGAUAACGGUUAGCGGUCAUAAAUAUUCGGCAAAUAGGCAACUUUGUCUCCCUUCUUCUCAUACUUUACCUACAACACCUGCCUCUCAAAGAUCGUUGAAUACAGGUUAUUUCGAAUCAUCUCCGAAGUUUGCUGACAAAUCAAUAACCAACGCAAAUACUAAUUCCAUGGAAGACGGACAUGCAUCCACUAAAUAUCUGGCUCACCGAAGAAAUACAUCUCUUACUCAAUCAAUAUUAUCAACCGAUUCCCAAUUCACAAAGGAAGACCUCACCCGAUUUUCCAUCAAAGAAAACCCAAAUGCCAAUUAUUUCAAAGAGAUUAACAAUAUGGACAAGAGUGAUUUUGCUGAGGAUGGAUUGCGUAGAGCAGACCUAAUAACUGAACAUAACUUGAAUAGGACUGGAACCGACGAAUGGAAGAAUAACAUAAAUAAUAAUAUUUCCAAAGUUGUACUCAACGAUAAAUUUCAAAGGAACUGUCCGGAUAUAUCUGGUAGUUCUGGUGACGGUCCAAUUCUUACCGAAGAAUCAAAUCAAGAUCAGGGAAUACAGAACAUAGGCUUUAAAAAAGUAUACAGUACUGGAAGUGCAGGUGAUUCGUAUUUGAAUAAAAAUGAAAUCAAUCCAAACUCUCAUGGAAUGAGGACACAUCCGAUAUUGAAACACAAGAAAGGAUUAUCUCUCAAUGCUUUAAAUGGUAUCGUGCUUCCGAAACAACUAAACCGGACGAUGAGCAACCCAGUCACUAAGCAACAAGAAUCUAAACAGUGCAAUUCAAUCAAACUAAACCAGUCCAUAUAUUUUUGA